GUCUCUCUCUCUUUCACUGCCUGAUUCUCUCUCUGCAGCACUUUGGUGUCCUCUCAAUGGCUGAAAGAAAGAGAAGGAAGCAGAUUUCUGAUGGCAGUGACAGCUGCGAUGGCAAUGAUAACUGGAGUUUAUAUCAUUUACCUCCUGGAUGGCUGAGCUUGGCUCUAUCAGCAACUGAGGAGAAAUUGGAGCUAAGAGCUUGGUGUGAUCUUCCUGUAGAGCUUAUUGAAAAAAUUCUGUCCAGACUAAAGCUAGAAGAUAAUAUCCGUGCCUCAUCAGUGUGCAAAAGCUGGCACAAAGCUGCAGUUUCUGUUCGUGUGCUGAAUCAAUCACCAUUGCUUAUGUACUUUCCAAAGUGUGGUGACAUGUAUGACUUCUAUGACCCAUCAGAGCGCAAAUCCUUUUCUAUUCAGUUGCCAGAGUUGUAUGAUUCAAGAGUUUGCUACACUAAAGAUGGUUGGUUAUUGCUAUAUCGACCCAAAACUUACCGUCUUUUCUUCUUUAACCCCUUCACCCGUGAGAAGAUUAAACUGCCAAGGCUUGAGAUAACAUAUCAGAUCGUUGCUUUCUCAUGUGCCCCAACAUCUUCAAGCUGUGUGGUUUUUACGCUUAAGCAUCUCAGCCCUAGCAUUGUUCUUAUCAGCACCUGCCAUCCUGGGGGAGAAGAGUGGGUCACCAUUAAUCACCGGAAUCGUCUGCCUUUUGUGAGUAGCAUUUGGAAUAAGGUUGUUUUCUGCAAUGACCGCUUUUAUUGUCUAAGUCUCACUGGUUGGAUAGGUGUUUAUCAUCCAGUGGAGCAAAUCUGGAAUGUUCUUUCUGUGCCUCCACCCCAAUGCCCUGAGAAUUUCAUUGCCAAAACUUGGUGGAAGGGCAAAUUUAUGACUGAGCACAACGGUGAGAUCUUGGUUAUUUAUACAUGUGUUAGUGAUAACCCACUUAUAUUUAAGCUGGUUAAGUCAGAAACGGCUUGGGAAGAGAUGAAAACCCUUAAUGGAGUGACACUGUUUUCCGGUUUCUUGGCAUCUCAUGCAAUGGAAGAUCUUCCUGGAAACAUGAGAAACAAUAUCUACUUCUCCAAAGUUCGUUUCUUUGGAAAACGCUGCAUAUCAUACUCUCUUGAUGACAAACGAUACUAUCCUAGUAAGCAGUGCCAUGACUGGGGAGAGCAAGAUCCUUUCGAAACCAUUUGGAUUGAACAGACCCAGGAUGCAUUGUCCUUUCUUGAAGAAGAAGAACAGUAGCUGUGCUACAAGUAUAGUACCAAAUUUCCUUACCAAGAAAUUCAUAGUCGAGUUCUUUUUUGAGGCGGACAUGAUGGAGUAUUUGAGCGGCCAAAGUUCCCAAAAACUUCACAGAACCAUUGCAAGAUGGUGUUAUCUUGUUAUUUCUUAGUUUAUAUAAUAAGGUUCCAGACAAUGUUCAGAUGAAAAUCUGAAUUACCCUUUUUUUUAUGUUUUGUCAACUUUCUUUAUGUUCGGCCAAGACUCUCUUUAUGUGGCUUGUUUUUCAAGUAUAAUAAUAUAUCAACUGCAAU
Rubroshorea leprosula is the source of this 1534-nucleotide messenger RNA. The record is from the annotation of a GenBank genome assembly. NCBI's taxonomy places the organism in Eukaryota, Viridiplantae, Streptophyta, Magnoliopsida, Malvales, Dipterocarpaceae.